Molecule: messenger RNA, 2733 nt
Organism: Spea bombifrons (plains spadefoot toad)
Lineage: Eukaryota; Metazoa; Chordata; Amphibia; Anura; Pelobatidae
Gene: PODXL
Product: podocalyxin like
Exons: 8
Coding region: 19-1467 (482 amino acids)
Biological process (GO): negative regulation of cell-cell adhesion; positive regulation of cell-cell adhesion mediated by integrin; regulation of microvillus assembly
Cellular component (GO): apical plasma membrane; microvillus membrane
Source: RefSeq, a predicted model, not a curated record
CACCAGACAUCCUCAUCUAUGAAAACUGUAGGCAUGGCUAAGCUGAACCUCUUGCUGGGACUCCUAUGGGCAGUAGGAUUUGCCACAUCAUUGGGUUCAACUGUAAUAAGCAGUACAGUGUCUAAUAACAUAGUUGCUACAACGGGUACAAAGACUACACAAAACAGUGCUGUAAGUACCCCUACGGCAGUCAUUCCCAGCGUACAAGAUGUCACUACUAAACCAGUUUCUUCUCCUUCCUCAUCGCAAAAAGUAAGUGCAUUGAGUCCGCUGCCUACUCCUACAACUAAAGCAGAAAGUGUUGCCACCGGCAGUGCCAGCAUCCCAACAACAAAACCUGUUACCGCUACUACAAAAGUUACAAUAACCAGCAAAAGUACUGUUAGCGAAGCUACUACUCCAAGCCCAACGCAGCCUUCUGGAGUUGUAACCGAUAAACCAACAACAGCCAAGACCACACAGAGCAGCUUAUUGACUACUAAAGUGACUACUAAGGAAGCUACAGUACAGAUGGCCACAGGCACAAAACCUCUUGCAACCACUACAACUCAUGGCACAUCAGCCUCUCCACAGCUAGAAGUUACCACACGAAGUCCGCAUAUGCACACCUCAGCCAUCUCCUCGACUACUGCAUCUCCUCAAAGCACAUCCUCUCCAACAGUUUUAGUUGGAUUUAAAACUACAGAAACCCCUAGUAAAACCACUAGUGAGACUCAGAAAGUAUCUACCUCCACCAUCACUGAGGGGAAGUCUACUGUUACCACCAUCACCACACAGUUUCCAAUUACCAGGGAAUCCACAGUUACUCCUGAGCAAUCCAUCCAGGUUGAGUGCCAAAAUAUUGCCUUCAACAACUCUCACAUAAAGAUUAACGUCACAAAAAUUGCACAGCAUUGUGUUAACCCAACUGCUAGCAAAGCAGUUGAUGUCAUGGAAAUAGUUUGCAAAGCCAUAAAACCAGAAUUCCAGCCUCCCACAGACAAGUGCAAAGUAGUCCUAGGGUACAAUAAUGAAAAGAACAAUGAGGUAGCGAUACUGGAAGCUGUAGUGGAAACACAUCUAAAUACAAAUGAUCUUCAUUCAAAACUUAAGAGCAUCAAAAAUGAGGAUGGAACACCCAUGUUUGUAUAUAACUCUGUGGAACACAACACUUAUUACGAAGAUUGGUUAAGCAUGCCCCUUAUCAUAACUAUUGUAUGUCUGGCAGUGUCCCUGCUUAUUAUAGCAGGUGUUUACGGAUGUUGGCAUCAGAGACAAUCUCAUAAGAGAGAGCAGAGGCUCACAGAAGAACUCCAGACCAUGGAAAAUGGUUAUCAUGAUAAUCCAACCCUUGAGGUGAUGGAGACCUCUCCAGAGAUGCAGGAGAAAAAGGGAGGUCUGAAUGGGGAGCUUGGGGACAGCUGGAUUGUCCCACUGGACAACCUUACAAGGGAAGACCUGGAGGAGGAAGAAGACACCCAUUUAUAAAUAAUAGGGAUAUCGGUAAAGAGUGACUAAGGAAUCCAGCAAUAUCAAGCAAAGAAAACAUAUGAUAUGGCUGGUCAAGCAAAGCAGGCCCUGAUCUGUCCCAUUACACAAAGUGCCAUCCAUAAAAUAACAUGCCUUCCCUGUGAUCUGUUAUAUCCACAUUCAUUUAGUAGGAUGUGAUCAAAUGCAUACAACAACCUGUUAUUAAUUGACUAUUUCAGAUAUGUCAUAGAGGAGGGGACUUGUUUUCCUGCAUCCAGGAGCACUUCAGUUGUAUUCCUCAAAAUCAGAAUUAUAAAGCAUUUGGGUGGAAUAUGUGCUUUAUGUACACACACUGUGUUAUAUACCUAGGUUAUAAUGCACUCCAUGUUGUCUUUACAAUGCACAAAUGAAGACACUAAAUAGAAAUAGAAUAGAAUGUCAGUGUUCAAUGAACUCUUGGUGAAAAAAAACCCACACACACUUGUUACCCCCUUUUAAAGAAAAACCAGUUACGGUGAAAGAAAGGAGACUGGUUGCAUGCUCUUCAAUGCUGGAUUAAAUGUAAGUGUGAGAAAUCUCUUUGAACUUGUACUUUAUAUGCAAAGGGAGCAGAAAGUUGUAUUUAAUGUAUAUAUAGCACUAUAUAUAUACAGGGAUGUGUCUUACAUGAUUUGCUUAGAUUUUGCCGACGUAUUUUAUUGGCGGUAUCUCUAUCAUGUGUAAGUUUGCGGGAAAAAGCAACUUGACUAAAAACCUAAUUACUCGGGUGCCACUGGUAAAUCACGACUUAACUGAAGCUAUGACAAGUGCUACUGAGAGGUUUUCUGUUUUUGAAACUUUUUUUUAAGAUGUAUGUGCCAUGCAUUUUUAUAUUUGCUAAUUUUAUAUAAGGUCACAAUAUAUAUUUUACAAUUUUCACCUUUCUAACUUGACCAAUACAAAGAUUUUAGUUUGCUAUGUAAUUCUUACACUUCCGCUGUAACAUUUUAAUGUAUGUCCAUGUCACAUGCAGAUAUUUGCUUUGGAUAUUACACAUUUGUUAUUUGGUAUUAGAUAUAAUUGUGCAUUUUACCUUGUACAACAUACCGAUUAUUAUUAUUUAUAUUGACUUGUAUAGCACCACCAAUAUUCCAGUUGACAACUGACGCAAGGUGGACUGCAUUAUGAGCUUGAUCCAUGCAUGACAACCAAACUGCUGUUAAACUACUGAAAUUAUAAUCAAGCAACACCUAGGAGUCAUACUAAUCUCACUAAAUUGAGAAAACAGAGAAUGUUCCAAUAUUA